Antechinus flavipes (yellow-footed antechinus) is the source of this 7286-nucleotide messenger RNA. It is a transcript of the gene SYNJ1, whose product is annotated as synaptojanin 1. Gene Ontology annotation, biological process: synaptic vesicle endocytosis; brain development; phosphatidylinositol dephosphorylation. Gene Ontology annotation, cellular component: presynapse; perinuclear region of cytoplasm. The record is from RefSeq and is a predicted model, not a curated record. Lineage: Eukaryota; Metazoa; Chordata; Mammalia; Dasyuromorphia; Dasyuridae. The transcript has 32 exons. The coding region runs from base 223 to 4182 and encodes 1319 amino acids. Gene Ontology annotation, molecular function: phosphatidylinositol-4,5-bisphosphate 5-phosphatase activity; RNA binding.
GCGGCGGCGGCGGCGGCGGCGGUGGCGGCGGCGGUAGCUGCGCCAGUGCCAGGGACACGGACAGCUCGGGCUACUGGGCUGCAGCCGGCGGACGGAACUAGGGCUAGCCCACAGCAGGCAGGUUAGCUCGGGUGCAACCAAUUUCCAGCCGCUUGAAGAGAAGCCUGACAGCGCCAGAGGUGGCUCAGAUAGAGACCUGGGAAGGCUGCCUUUGAAGAAAGAAUGGCGUUUAGCAAAGGAUUUCGAAUCUUUCAGAAACUGGAUCCUACACCAUUCAGUCUCAUAGUGGAAACAAGGCACAAGGAAGAAUGUCUUAUGUUUGAGUCUGGUGCUGUAGCAGUGCUCUCAUCUGCAGAAAAAGAGGCAAUCAAAGGCAUGUAUUCCAAAGUAAUGGAUGCAUAUGGACUCUUAGGUGUAUUGCGACUAAACCUUGGUGAUACAAUGGCGCAGUAUUUGAUUCUAGUCACAGGAUGCAUGUCUGUUGGAAAAAUCCAGGAAUCUGAAGUUUUUAGAGUUAUUUCCACUGAGUUUAUAUCUUUAAGAAUUGAUUCUUCAGAUGAAGAUCGCAUUUCAGAAGUUCGUAAAAUUUUGAAUUCAGGAAACUUUUAUUUUGCAUGGUCUGCAACUGGAUGUAGUUUGGAUUUGAGUCUUAAUGCCCAUCGAAGCAGUCAAGACCGCACAACUGAUGAUAGAUUUUUCUGGAAUCAGUCACUACACUUACAUCUCAAGCACUAUGGUGUGAAUUGUGAUGAUUGGUUAUUACGACUUAUGUGUGGAGGAGUUGAAAUUAGAACAAUUUAUGCUGCUCACAAACAAGCAAAAGCUUGCCUUAUUUCACGUCUAAGUUGUGAACGAGCCGGGACUAGAUUCAAUGUUCGGGGAACAAAUGAUGAUGGUCAUGUUGCUAAUUUUGUAGAAACAGAACAGGUUAUAUUUUUAGAUGAUGCUGUAUCUUCCUUCAUACAAAUCCGUGGAUCUGUACCAUUGUUUUGGGAGCAGCCUGGUCUGCAAGUGGGAUCUCAUCGUGUUCGAAUGUCAAGAGGAUUUGAAGCUAAUGCACCUGCUUUUGACAGGCACUUUAGAACACUUAAAAAUUUAUAUGGCAAACAAAUCAUUGUAAAUUUACUUGGGACUAAGGAAGGUGAAGAUAUGCUAAGUAAAGCUUUCCAGAGCCACUUGAAAGCUUCUGAACAUGCUAUUGAUGUCCAGAUGAUCAAUUUUGACUAUCAUCAGAUGGUUAAAGGAGGAAAAGUGGAGAAAUUACAUAGUGUGCUUAAACCUCAAGUCCAAAAAUUCUUAGACUCUGGGUUUUUUUAUUUCAAUGGAACUGAAGUUCAAAGAUCUCAGACUGGAACUAUUCGAACAAAUUGCUUGGAUUGUCUAGAUAGGACAAAUAGUGUGCAAGCUUUUUUUGGCUUAGAGAUGCUAGCUAAACAACUGGAAGCUUUGGGCUUAGCUGAAAAGCCUCAGCUGGUGACUCGUUUUCAGGAAGUUUUUCGAUCAAUGUGGUCUGUGAAUGGAGAUUCAAUUAGCAAAAUUUAUGCAGGCACUGGAGCUUUGGAAGGCAAGGCUAAGUCUGGAAAGUUAAAAGAUGGUGCUCGUUCUGUAACCAGAACAAUUCAGAACAACUUCUUUGAUAGCUCCAAGCAAGAAGCCAUUGACAUUUUGCUGUUGGGGAGUACUUUAAAUAGUGAUUUGGCAGAUAAAGCCCGAGCACUACUAACUACUGGAGGUUUACGAGUUUCUGAGCAGACAUUGCAGUCAGCUUCUUCAAAGGUACUAAAGAGUAUGUGUGAGAAUUUCUAUAAAUAUUCAAAGCCAAAAAAAAUUCGAGUAUGUAUUGGAACAUGGAACGUGAAUGGUGGAAAACAAUUUCGAAGCAUUGCAUUUAAGAAUCAAACACUUACUGAUUGGCUACUAGAUGCCCCCAAAUUUGCUGGUGUCCAAGAAUUUCAAGAUCGAAGAAAUAAGCCUACCGACAUAUUUGCAAUUGGUUUUGAAGAAAUGGUAGAAUUAAGUGCUGGAAACAUUGUGAGUACCAGUACAACUAAUCAGAAAUUGUGGGCUGUUGAACUGCAGAAGACUAUCUCCAGAGAUAAAAAAUAUGUGUUGCUGGCUUCUGAGCAAUUAGUUGGUGUCUGUCUCUUCGUUUUUAUCAGACCCCAGCAUGCUCCUUUUAUCAGGGAUGUUGGAGUUGAUACUGUGAAGACUGGAAUGGGAGGUGCUACUGGAAAUAAAGGAGCAGUUGCAAUACGGAUGUUAUUCCACACAACAAGCCUUUGCUUUGUCUGCAGUCACUUUGCUGCAGGGCAGUCUCAAGUCAAAGAAAGGAAUGAUGAUUUUGUAGAAAUAGCCCGAAAACUGAGUUUUCCUAUGGGGAGAAUGUUGUUUUCACAUGACUAUAUAUUUUGGUGUGGUGAUUUUAAUUAUCGUAUAGAUCUACCAAAUGAAGAAGUUAAAGAACUAAUAAGGCAACAGAACUGGGAUUCACUUAUAGCAGGAGAUCAACUUAUCAAUCAGAAAAAUUCUGGACAGAUCUUUAGAGGAUUUUUAGAAGGAAAAAUAACUUUUGCUCCUACAUACAAGUAUGAUUUGUUUUCUGAUGACUACGAUACCAGCGAAAAAUGUCGUACCCCGGCCUGGACAGAUCGUAUUCUUUGGAGAAGAAGGAAAUGGCCUUUUGAUAGAUCAGCUGAAGAUUUGGAUCUUCUGAAUGCUAGUUUUCAAGAUGAAAGCAAAGUCCUUUACACUUGGAAUCCUGGUACUUUGCUGCACUAUGGAAGAGCUGAGCUGAAGACUUCUGAUCACAGACCUGUUGUUGCACUAAUUGAUAUAGACAUAUUUGAAGUGGAUGCUGAAGCACGACAGAAUAUUUAUAAGGAAGUCAUUGCAACCCAAGGACCAUCAGAUGGCACAGUAUUGGUCUCCAUCAAAAGCUCAUUACCAGAAAAUAAUUUUUUUGAUGAUAUCUUGAUUGAUGAGCUUCUCCAGCAAUUUGCAAACUAUGGUGAAGUUAUCCUCAUAAGGUUUGUAGAAGACAAAAUGUGGGUAACAUUUUUGGAAGGGAGUUCUGCUCUGAGUGUCCUGAGCCUCAAUGGUAAAGAGGUUUUAGAUCGAAUCAUAACUAUUACCUUAAAAAACCCAAACUGGAUUGCUGACUUGGAAAAAGAAAUGAAUUUGGAGAAAAUUAGCAUUACAUUGCCAACAUCAGCAAGCUCAACUUUGCUUGGUGAAGAUGCAGAAGUUGCUGAAGAUUUUGUCAUGGAAGGUGAUGUUGAUGACUAUAGUACAGAAGUGGAAGAAAUUCUUCCGCAGCAUCUACAACCAACUUCAAGCUCUGGUCUUGGAACCUCCCCAAGCUGUUCUCCUCGAUCCAGCCCCUGCCAGUCCCCUACGAUAGCUGAUGCUCCUCCACCUCCCCUUCCUGCCAGACCAAGCCGAGGUCCAUCAAAAGUUUCUGGGCCUCCUGGGCCUCCUGUUCUUCCUGUUUCUUCUGUUUCUUCACAAAGCUCUCCUAUUGAGACUCAACCAGUAAUAGCACAGAAAGAGGCUAUCCAAAGCCUGGAGCCUAAACGCCCUCCGCCUCCUCGUCCAGUUGCCCCACCUACACGUCCAGUUCCACCACAAAGACCUCCCCCUCCUUCAGGGAGUAGGAGUCCUGCACCUUCUAGAAAGGAAUUUGGAGGUCUUGGAGGUCCUCCCAGCCCUGGGGUAGCUAGGCAAGAGAUGGAAGCACCCAAAAGCCCUGGAACAACACGAAAAGAUGUUUUAGGACGUAAUCAGCCCUCACCUCAAGGAGGACCAACAAGCCCAGGAAUUGUUGGGUACAAUGCAGCAAAGCCGAUUAUCCCACCACGUGCUGGAGUAAUUAGUGCACCACAAAGCCUUGCCCGUGUUUCUGCUGGGAAGCUCACUGCUGAAAUCCAAAGUAAAGCAACUGAAUUACCAAAAGGUUCAGCUUUACUCCCCGAACCACUAAAGCCUCAGACUGUCACUCCUGCCCUGCCCUCCUUUACUCUACCUGUUCAAAAGCUUCAGGAGCCUCUUAUUCCUAUAACAUCAACUAUGCCUCAACCCACUUCUCAACAAAAUCUUGAAGCACCACCACAGCCACCGCCACGUAGCAGAUCAUCCCAUAGUUUGACCCCUGAAUCUGCUUUGCAUCAACAACAACACCCCUGAGGAAACAUUUCAUGAAGAUCAUAAUGUAUUGCAACUCUUCCCUCCUGCCCAGUGUUUCCAUCCAGGACCUAUCCAAAUUGCUGAGUUGUCUGUCAAGAAGUACACCCCCUUUUCAACACAACUUAUAUAGGAUGUCUUAUAACCAAAGGAGCCUUGAGAUUUUAACCAAUCAAUAAAGCAAAUGGGAUUCUGUCACCUAAUUUGGAAUUUGAUAAAACUACAUGUUUUUAAAGAAUAAUAUUAGAUUAUGGUGCUGCAUAAAUGUCCAUCCAGGCCACUAUUUUAUAAUUAUAAUGAGGGGCUGUAUAGUAUGCCUUUAGCAUAUGGUUCUGUCAGCCCCUAAGGAUCCAAGGCCUGGGUAGAACAAAUAGGGCCCACUAUUCAUUCAGUCUUAGCUUUAGACAUCAAGUUUAAACCCCCUCAUUGGAAGGAUGAAGAAAUUGCAACUUAAGAGAGCUGAAGUGAUCUGUAAUGAUGUAAGAAUUCAGACUUUGACAUAAAUAAAAUUUAAAAGAGCAGUGGAGUUGGGAGGGAAGAUAAGUUCAGUUUGAGACAUUUUGGAUGGAUGCCUUUAAACAUCCAGAUUGAAAUAUCUUCUAGACAGUGUAGAAUUGAAACUCCAGAAAGAGGCUAGGUCUGGAUAAAUAGACCAGUGAUAUAAUAAAUCUAUAGGAACUAAGGUGAUCUCUAAGAGAGAAUGUGGAUAGAAAGAGAGAAACACCUAGGACAAAGUCUUGGGUAACACUUCUCACAAGUUGAAAGUAGGAUCUAGAUAAUGAAUUAGCAGGAGACUAAGGAGCAAUUGAUUGGAUAUCUUCAAUUAUCUUCCUUUUACUCUAAUAAGGAAGAAAAAUGUAUAAUAUAUUUUAGAAUGAUUUCUUUUCAAAACUAUGGAAAUAAAAAUAUUUAAAGAGAUAGGGUUCAGUCAUCCAGAACAUUUACUCAGAAUGCCAUAAAUUUUGGCAGUUAUGGACAUGAUAUUGGCCUUAUCUCUUGAAAGAAUUUUUUUUAGAAACAUGUAUGAGUCAAUUUGUUAUUAAUAAUAAUUACUAAUAUCAAAUAGUAUUUUAAGGUUUUCAGGGCACUUCACAUCUAUUAGCUCAUUUGAUUCUCAAAACAACUGUGAAGUAAGAGCUAUUAUUAUCCCCAUUUUACAGAUAAAGAAACUGAAGCACAAUGAUCAAAUGAUUUAGCCAUUUGAUCAUAUAGCUAGUGUCUAAGGCAGGAUUCACAAUCAGGUCUCCUUGACUCAAGGACAUUCUAUCCAUUUGUAUUUUCUUCACUUAUAUUACAUUCCUUAUCUUCCUAUUGAUAGAGUUCACCCAACAGACAAACAAGUUUAUAAACAAACCCAAAAUGAGGUAUCCUCUCUGAAAACAACAAAACUCAGUUCUUAAGUUGACAAACUAUUCUUUGAUCACCUCCUAUGACAUAUGAAUUUAUAUAGAAUUAUAUAGAAAUAUGUUUAUUUCUGUUGGAGGAGUACCUUUGCAGAAUUUUCAUGAUUGAUAUUUUGAGAAUUAAAUAAAAUGUAAUUAAAGGAAUGAACAUUUUCUCUCCUCACUUUUCUCAACAAAAGGUGGAGGAGAAAAUAUUGUUGAAAAGACUGCCCUUCAAUAUCAGUUUUCUUGUAAAGUUUUUAAUCAUCCCUUUUUCUGCCACUGCCCAACCAGACCCCAUUCAUGUGGUUAUACAGUAAAUAAUCUGAAUUGUGACAAUUGUUUCUGUAAUGUAUUUCUGUUUAGGGCAGCGAAUCCUAGGAAAAUAUUUUGAGCUUUGUUUGUAAACUUUUCUGUGUUAACUAGCCAAAUUAAAAAACAUCAUCCCUUGAGAAGUUCACUUCCCCAGUAUAAUCAUGUAGGUUUUUAUGUAACCUGGUUUCUCUGUUAAAAUAAAAUAAUUAUAGAUUGCAGGGAGAGGGGAAGGCCUAUGGGCUCUUAAGGCUUGCUCCUCUUCAGUUUUUAAGAUCAUCUAGAAUAUCAUAUCUUUUAGCAAUGACUUUGAAUUAACCAUAUCCAGAGCACCAAAAAUUAUUAAAAUUCCUAAACAUCAUGUUACUAUUAAAGUGGAUUUCUCAUAUAGUCCUCAUAUAGUCUUUUUUUAAGUAAUAGUUUUUUUUUUAAUUUUCAAAAUACAUGCAAAGAUAGUUUUCAACAUUCACCCUUGCAAAACCCUGUGUAAAAAGUUUUUCUUUUCCCCACCCUUCUUAGCUAGACUGCAAGCAAUCCAAUAUAUGUUAAAUAUGUACAAUUCUUUACACAUAUUUCCACAUUUAUCAUGCUGCACAAGAAAAAUCAGCUCAAAAAGGAAAAUAAUGAGAAACAGGAAAAAAAAAAGUAAGCAAACAACAAAAAUGGUGAAAAUACUAUGUUGUGAUCCACAUUCAGUCUCCAUAGACCUCCCUCUAGAUGCAGAUGGCUCUCUUCAUCACAAGUCCAUUGGAAUUGGCCUGAAUCACUUCAUUGUUGAAAAGAGCCAUGUCCAUUAGAAUUGAUCACUAUCUUCCUUAUAAUGGGUAUCCAUUUCCUUAACACUACAAAAAAACUAUAAACGUUUUUGCACAUGUAGGUUCUUUUGGCUUUUUUAUGAUCUCUUUGGGAUACAGACCCAGUAGAGACACUGCUGGAUCAAAGGGCAUGCACAGAUUGAUAACCCUUUGGGCAUAGUUCCAAUUUGCUUUCCAGAAUGGUUGAAUCAGUUCACAGUUCUACCAGCAAUGCAUUAAUGACCUAGUUUUCCCUCAUCCCCUCCAUCAUUAUCUUUUCCUGUCAUCUUAGCCAAUCUGAGAAUUGUGAAGUGGUACCUCAGGUUUGUCUUAAUUUGCAAUUCUCUAAUCAAUAGUAAUUUAGAGCAUUUUUUCAUAUGACUAGAACUUUCAUAUAAUCUUAACAGUUUGUAUAAAAAUUUUAGAGUUAUCUCUUGAACCUGUUAUUGCACAUAACCUGUGAAUAUUGCUAUUCUUUCAUUUAUUAUGUGGUAUGCUGUAGUAUUGAAAACAGUGUUAAAGACUGAAUUGUUAGGGCUGUUCUGAUUUUCCUCCUAACUCUUUCCUUUGAUGUUUGUCUCCUUUCUUAAAGCAGGAGCAAUCGUCAGGGUAACAGGUA